AUGUCGCUGGUCAAUCAAAAAGCAGCAGCUCGUCAAUCUCAGCUGAACACAAACAUUGUCAGCAGUUUGAGUAGUGAGGUUGCAACACUAAAUGUGAAGAAUGAAAAGCUGGCGAACAAAGGUGCAGCAAACGGUUACUGCCCGCUAGACGGAAACGCUAAGAUUGCUGCUGGGUUCCUGCCUGCCGAUGUAAUGCAGCUGAAGGGUACUUGGAAUGCCAAUACGAAUACCCCCGAUUUGAGCGCAGUUACUGCGGAUCUGGGUGACAUGUACAUGGUCGGUGUGAGCGGAUCAACCGAGCUUGAUGGUAAUGAUGUUUGGGUGGCUGGUGACCGUGUAUUGUAUGAUUCAACCGGUAGCUGGAAGCGUAUCCAAGCUAGCUUGAGUGAUGUUAAUGUGGUAGCGCCCGCUCAGGACCAGGUGCUUGUCUAUGACGGUGGUUACUGGAAGAAUAGUGCGGAGGCAAAGUUACACAAGCUGACGGUUGAUGCUGGCUCGGUGGCUGGUCCUUCCGUUACGUUUGACGGUGCUACAGACACUGGGUUGUUCCUGGAUGGCGGUCAGCUGGCUAUCGCUGUUGACGGUGUUCAAGCUAUCGCUGUUGGCAAUGCGGGAGUUGAGAGUUACAUGCCGCUCACUGUUCCUUCCACUUCUGUCGCUAAUCCGGCAUUGAAACUCAGUGGUGCAUCGACUGGCAUCUAUGGCAGUGCUACUUUGAUGGGACUGAAGGUUAACAGCGUGGACAGCCUACAUGUUACUUCAACCGGGUUGGAUUUGAACGGUCAUACCGUGACAAACGGUACAAUCUCUCUCCCAGCUGGAUCAGCUGGCUCUCCAUCCUACACAUUCAGCACUACCACUAACACUGGCAUUUACAGUGGUGGCGCUGGGCUUGUGAGCAUUUCAAGCGGUGGUACCAAGCGCGCUGAGGUGAGCGGAACUGGACUUGCUGUAACCGGCACCAUCACUGGAAGCUCUUCAAUCUCCACGGUGCUGGUUGCCAAUGGCUCUGUGAGUGCUCCUUCUGUGGCUUUUACGAGCGAGACUGGUUUGGGUUUGUACAGGUGGACAACCGGUGUCACAGCGACUGGUACAGUGGGCGGAAACCAGGUGAGAGCAUCAACAGCGUUUGAGGCUGCAGAUGGUUCAGCCGCUGCACCGUCUAUCACUUUCACUUCAGAGAAUGACAUUGGUCUCUAUCAUAGCGCAACGGACGAGAUUUCUGUGAGCACGGGCGGUGCACAGCGGUUGCGGGUGAGUAAUUCGGUCACCCAGGUCUACAACACACUUAGAGUGCCGACUGGUGGCUCAGCAACUGCUCCUGCAUUGCUGUUUGAUGAUGGUGCUGCGGUUACUGAUACGCUGAGUGCAGCUACACUGGCUUUGAGUGGUCAAACCGGAAUGAAGUGCAAGAUCUUCACUGGUACCACUGCGGGCACUACUGCUGGUUCAGUGGUUGUUGCGCAUGGUUUGCCCGACAUUACCAAGGUUGUCAUGUUGACCGGCACUAUCACACUCAGCACAGGUGCUGUAGUUCCUACUCUGUCAGCAAACGGUGGAGAGUAUGUGAUCCCGUAUCUAUCGGGCGCAAAUCUUACGAUCGGAAAUGGUGCUGCAUCUUCAACAGCAAAUGGGCGACCCUACCGUGUGGUGGCGUGGUACACUGUGUAA
Capsaspora owczarzaki ATCC 30864 is the source of this 1671-nucleotide messenger RNA. RefSeq lists its product as hypothetical. The record is from RefSeq and is a predicted model, not a curated record. Bases 1 to 1671 code for a protein of 556 amino acids. NCBI's taxonomy places the organism in Eukaryota, Filasterea, Ministeriida, Capsasporidae. The transcript has 4 exons.